AUGUCUAUCAGGUUUCUGUCUUUCUCCAGAGUAUUAUCAGCUUCCUUUGUCACUUCUUCAAGACCUAAACUAUCAUCAAUUUCUUCUCCUAGAAAGAAGAAUAUUCUAUUACUUCCUUCUGUAAGAACAAUUAGUAACAACAUGGCAUCAACUGGCGGCGAGAAAUUCCCACGACAACAGCAAGAACAACCCGGAAAAGAACACGCCAUGGAACCCGCUCCCAAAUCCAUCCAACACGACUACAAAGGAUCCGACAAGCUCCGCGGCAAGAUCGCGCUGAUCACCGGAGGCGAUUCCGGGAUCGGCCGGGCGGUGGCGCAGUGUUUCGUCCGGGAAGGCGCCACGGUGGCGUUCACGUACGUGAAAGGGGCGGAAGAUAAAGACGCCAAGGACACGCUCCGGAUGCUGAAGGAGGCGAAACACCCCGACGCCAAGGACUCGAUCGCGUUGCCGGCGGAUCUUGGGUAUGACGAGAACUGCAAGCGGGUUGUGGAUGAAGUGGUGAGUAAUUUCGGGAGGAUUGAUGUUUUGAUCAACAAUGCGGCGGAGCAGUACGAGACGCACUCGCCGGAAGAGAUUGAUGAACAGCGGCUGGAAAGAGUGUUCCGUACCAACAUCUUUUCUCAUUUCUUCAUGGUCAGGCAUGCUUUGAAGCAUAUGAAGGAGGGAAGUUGCAUCAUCAACACGACAUCCGUGACGGCGUACAAAGGCAGUCCUCAGUUGCUUGAUUAUACGGCUACCAAAGGAGCCAUAGUCGCGUACACUAGGGCGCUUGCCUUGCAUUUGGUCGAGAGAGGGAUCCGGGUGAACGGUGUCGCGCCUGGGCCGAUCUGGACGCCUCUGAUCCCGGCCUCUUUCAACGAGGAGAAAGUCGAAAGCUUUGGGAAACAGGUGCCGAUGAAGAGGGCCGGUCAGCCGGAGGAAGUCGCGCCGAGCUACGUCUUCCUGGCGUGUAACCACUGCUCUUCUUACAUGACCGGCCAGGUCCUGCAUCCUAAUGGCGGAACCGUGAUUAAUGGUUGA
Molecule: messenger RNA, 1023 nt
Organism: Oldenlandia corymbosa var. corymbosa
Lineage: Eukaryota; Viridiplantae; Streptophyta; Magnoliopsida; Gentianales; Rubiaceae
Source: the annotation of a GenBank genome assembly